AUGGAUGACCUCCUCGCCCCACUCCAAGAUAUCUUCGAAGCCCAAAUAGACUUUCACGGCCAGCGCAUUGCCGAACAGCUCUGCACAGGACUAAUCAUCAACUUCGCCGCAAUCUCAUUUAUCGUCGGCUAUGUGGCCCAAGAUGUACACCUGACCCUCUGGAUUGGGUUGGCGGGAACCCUCAUAACGACAUUGGUGGUUGUGCCGCCGUGGCCCAUGUAUAACAAGCAUCCGGAGCCGUGGUUGAUUGUCGGGUCUGGGGGUGUAGGGAGGGAAGGAAUUGUGGUGGAUGGGGGCAAGCGGUGA
Molecule: messenger RNA, 306 nt
Organism: Paracoccidioides brasiliensis Pb18
Exons: 3
Coding region: 1-306 (101 amino acids)
Biological process (GO): protein targeting to ER
Cellular component (GO): signal peptidase complex; endoplasmic reticulum membrane
Source: RefSeq, a predicted model, not a curated record